GUAUCGCCGUCGGUCAAAAUGAGCGAGUCCCCCAUCGAACCGGAUAGUACGCCCUGCCCUUCUCCCCGGCCUCACAUACCGGUUGAGAUCAUCAGCGACGAGGAAAUGGCUCUCAUCGACGCUGCCCUAGCCGCCGCCUGCCCUUCCAUCUCCUGUUCGACUCAGUUGCAGAGAGGCGUCAGGUCCAUCCACUCGAUUACUCUGUUAUCAAAGCGGCGGGUUUCUGGGUGCACGGAGUCUGGAUCAUCGCCGACCCGUGAUGUUGAAGAUGUUGGGAAUCGGAUUGUAAGCCCCCGCAAGAAGAACCGGCUCAAGGAAUCACUUUUACAGCGGUUCAGGCGAAAAAGGGGAUUGGCUGUUACUGAUAUUACUGCAACGGAAUGGUGUGAAAAACAAAUGGAAUAUUUCCUUCUUCUUGGUAAACCAGAAGCCAGCAAAGCUAUGAAAGCCGGUAGCCUGAGGCAUGCCGCUCUUGAAGAAGAGGUGAUAAAAAGAGUAAAAGUUCAAACUCAAUGUAUUGAAGAUGUAUGGGCAAUCAAGCUCAUGAAUUUUGUGGUUGGUGCCAACCAGUUGUUAUUUGAUGGCUUGACACGCGAGUUACCCAUAGUAGGAUUCGCGGAAGGUGUGUGGAUGGUUGGAGUGAUAGAUGAAAUACGAAUGCGUUCGGAAGAAAACAAGAGAUUCCCCAUCUUAGUUGACACGAAAACACGCAUGCGGCCUACUCUUCCUUCCGAAGCACAACGAAGGAAUGGAAGGCUUCAACUAAUGUGCUACAAGCACAUCUGGGACAACUUGGUUGCUGAUGAAUUUCCCUUUGCAAAGUUCUUUGAUUUCUUUUCUUUAAAUCCCAACUGUAUCUUAUCACAAGAAAUCCGGGCUAAUACAACCAGGUCGGGUUUUCCAGCAGAGACUCUCAGUGAUCUCGUGAGGUACUUUCGGAAUACGUGUUCUAUGCUUCCCCGAGCACAUAAUCAGCUUUUGUUGAGGUACGAAUUGCAAGGGGGUGAAACGUUGCUGGGUGAAGACGAAUUCGAGCAUGACUCGAAUUGGAUCAAUGAUCAAAUAAGGUCUUGUUUAGAGUUUUGGAGAGGUGAUCGCGAAGCCAGUUGUGCUCCAAUGGAGGAGCGUUGGAAAUGCAAGAGCUGCAGCUUUGCUUCUGUUUGUCCUGCUUCUUCUUCUUCUUCUCCAACUUCCUAGCCAUGGGAGCAGAAGGAAGAAAAGAAGAACACUUUCUUCAAAUAAUGAUCUGCAGAAUCCAACGAAUUUAUACGGCUUGGGAACUCGGGUCUUUCUUCUCAAGAAAAAGCAACAAUUUCAUAUCCAUGAAGCAGAAAUUCAUUUGUUGUAACUUAUAAAUUCAUAUGGAUUAGAUCUUUCUGCUGGUUGUAUGAUGAUUGGUAUGCAAAGAAUCCUUAGUCCAAUUGUAGCUUUUCACGCAUUUAUUUAUUUGAGAAAUGAAGUCAGUUCAUGUAG
Cuscuta campestris is the source of this 1473-nucleotide messenger RNA. Lineage: Eukaryota; Viridiplantae; Streptophyta; Magnoliopsida; Solanales; Convolvulaceae. The record is from the annotation of a GenBank genome assembly.